UGGCCGCGCCCUGCAGCGGGUCCAGUGUUGUGCAAACGAGUGGAGAUGACAGUUGAGGAGGUGCAGGUUUUGGAGACACUGAAGCAGAAACACGUCCCACAAACUCAAAGCCAGGCUCCUCUGUACCGCUGAAAUGAGCAAGGACGAGCUGAUCCUCCCCAAAGACUUCCCCAAGCUUCAGAAUGACACGUUCCUCAGAGCAGCACGAGGAGAAGAAACCAAGCAUGUCCCUGUGUGGUGCAUGAGGCAGGCAGGGCGGUACCUCCCAGAGUUUCGGGAGUCCAGAGCUGGAAAAGAUUUCUUUGAUACAUGUCGCUCACCAGAAGCCUGUUGUGAACUCACUCUGCAGCCCCUCAGACGUUUCCCAUUUGAUGCUGCCAUAAUCUUUUCUGACAUUUUAGUGGUACCCCAGGCCUUGGGUAUGGAUGUACAGAUGGUUGCAGGUAAAGGGCCUACAUUCCCUGACCCCCUAAAGGACCCCGAAGACCUGCAGCGGUUACGCCCCAAAGUGGAUGUAGAGAAGGAGCUGGGAUAUGUCUUUCAGGCCAUCACCCUGACCAGGCACAAGAUCGAGGGAAAAGUGCCACUCAUCGGAUUCACUGGAGCUCCAUGGACCUUGAUGUCAUACAUGAUUGAAGGCGGAGGCUCUAACACUCACUCUAAGGCCAAACGCUGGUUGUACCGACACCCAGAGGCCAGCCACAUCCUGCUGAAGAUGCUCACAGACGUCAUCGUGGAGUAUUUGCUAGGACAGGUAGCAGCAGGGGCACAGGCUCUGCAGGUGUUUGAGUCCCACGCAGGUAUUCUGGGCCCAGUUCAGUUCAAGGACUUUUCCCUUCCGUACCUCCGAGACAUCGCCAAACGAGUCAAAGAAAAACUCAAAGAGACAGGCCAGGAUGUUCCCAUGAUUGUUUUUGCAAAGGAUGCUCAUUAUGGCCUGGAGGAUCUGUCCCAGUCUCACUAUGAGGUGGUGGGACUGGACUGGACCAUUGACCCCCGAUCAGCACGGGAGCGUACAGGAGGGAAGGUCAGUCUACAGGGAAACAUGGACCCCUGUGCUCUGUAUGCUCCAAAGGAUCGUAUUUCAGAGACUGUUCAGAAGAUGUUGGAGGGAUUUGGCACCAGAGGUUACAUUGCCAACCUGGGUCAUGGCCUGUACCCAGACAUGGACCCAGAAAACGUGGGCGCUUUUGUAGAGGCUGUUCACCAACAUUCAAAACGGAUGAUCAAACAGAUUUAAUGAUGGGAGUACACUUCCUCUACCACUUAAGUUUAGCAUAUUAGUGAGGCAUAAUGUUAUAACCACAUGUUUUUAUUUUUGCAUCCUACAAGUCACUAUUUGUACAAGGGUGUAUUCCUAUAAUAACAUUUUCAUAGACGGACAACUGUAGACCAAAAAGGCCCCAUCAAAGUAGCUAUUUUGGGCGUGAUUUGGCCCCAGCUGUCUAUAUAUUGCCCUUUAGUAAAAAUAACUGAAACAUCAUUGGUUAUAAUUUUAUGCCUGAUAAGUGUUCAUAAAUCAUGCAUAUUUAAUUAGAGGAAGCUAUUCCAUGUUAUUCCACACAUUUGCUUUGAACUGCACUAAACAUACAGUAUAUCAGUGAAUUAUGCCACAAUCAUUAUAAAUAAAUCUGCCCUGCCAAAUGCUCAGAA
This is a messenger RNA of Boleophthalmus pectinirostris (great blue-spotted mudskipper), 1653 nucleotides long. It is a transcript of the gene urod, whose product is annotated as uroporphyrinogen decarboxylase. Gene Ontology annotation, cellular component: cytosol. Gene Ontology annotation, molecular function: uroporphyrinogen decarboxylase activity. The transcript has 10 exons. Lineage: Eukaryota; Metazoa; Chordata; Actinopteri; Gobiiformes; Gobiidae. The record is from RefSeq and is a predicted model, not a curated record. Bases 134 to 1240 code for a protein of 368 amino acids. Gene Ontology annotation, biological process: heme biosynthetic process.